Molecule: messenger RNA, 886 nt
Organism: Haemorhous mexicanus (house finch)
Lineage: Eukaryota; Metazoa; Chordata; Aves; Passeriformes; Fringillidae
Gene: COMMD2
Product: COMM domain containing 2
Exons: 5
Coding region: 39-638 (199 amino acids)
Source: RefSeq, a predicted model, not a curated record
GCCGCCCCUUCCCGGUUGUUGGUGUCGAAGCCGCGGCGAUGCUGCUGGUGCUGUCGGCUGAGCACCGGGCUCACCUGGGCUGUUUGCCGCGGGCCGGCGGCGCAGCCGUCGGCGAGCUGGGGCGCCUGGCGCUGGAGCAGCUGCGGCGGGGAGCGGCACCGCGGGCCUGCGAGUCCGCCGCCAGAAAGCUGAACAUUAGCGUUGACGUCAUUCAGCACGGAGUAGAAGGACUAGUGUAUCUUCUUACUGAGAGUUCCAAGCUUAUGAUUUCUGAUGUUGACUUCCAAGAUUCCAUUCAUGUUUUGGGAUUCUCAGAUGAAUUGAACAAAUCCUUGCUCCAGCUGUACCUUGACAACAGGAAAGAGAUCAGGAGCAUUCUUGGAGAGCUGGCACCAAGGCUUCCCAGCUACCACAGUCUGGAGUGGAGACUGGAUGUACAGCUUGCAAGCAGAAGUUUGAGACAACAGAUCAAGCCUGCUGUGACUAUGAAGCUACAUCUUAAUCAAAAUGAAGAUCAAACUGCCCAGGUGUUGCAAACUGACCCUGCUACCCUUCUCCACCUUAUCCAGCAGCUGGAGCAGGCGUUGGGGGAGAUGAAAAUGAACCACUGCAGAAGAAUAGUGCGCAACAUGAAAUAACCCUGGUUCUCCUCUGCUCUCUUACUAAGCAGUUUGUAAAACAGCUCAAAACACUGCUCACAAGUACAUUCGAGGAAAAAUAAACAUCUGGAUCAGAUGAACUGUUUUCCUGUGCCAGGACCUUGAGCCAGUAUAUACUGGCCAAAUAUCUUUGGCUGCCAGCUUUGCACAUCUAUAUGUGGUGACCCUUUUCACAAAAUCAUCUUCACAUAUAGUACAUGGUAAUUAAAUGUGAUCAGAUAUUACUA